AUGGCAAACUUUGGUGGAAGACAAGAUGGUGAUAUGCCAGAAGAGUUUCAAAGUUUUAUUCAAGUAAUGUCACAAAAGGGAAUUUACUCGGAUGCCGAAUUUAAAGCUGCCAUCAGUCAUAUUACUGGUCAUCGCAAUGUCACGGAAGUUACACGUGAUUUAAAUAAAGCGUUAGCUGAAGUUGAAAUGACAAUCCAGUCAUCAAAGUGUGAAAUUACUGGUGUCAAGCACUGGGUAUUUGCCAGCACUACCAUCGAUGAUGACAACAAUCAAGUUGAAGUAGAGCCUAAUCACGAUCAAGACACUGAUCAAGAAGGAGACAGUCUUUUGUUUACAAAAGGAAAGCUCGAAUUACUUAAAAUGAUAACAAGUGUUAUAUUAUCUCGUAACGAUAACAAUUGCAUUUCUAAAAACGAUUGCAUCAAUUUAGUUAGCAGUAUUAAGACUAAAUUAUCUCGUAGCAGCGUUGACAAGUUUAUAAAGCAGAUGAUUGAAGGACGUUGGUUAUUUUAUUUGGAUGGAAAUGUUUACCUGGGAGUACGUGGUAUUGUUGAAUUGAUGCCUUAUUUAAAAUCUGAAAAUCCAAAUCUUAAAACUUGUCAAUUGUGCAAGCAGACUGUUAACAAUCAAUUUAUGGCUCGUUAUUCCAACGACGAUGACGACCUUGAGGAUCAUCCAAGUGUUCCAAGUAGCCAAAGUAGCCAAAGUACCCAAAGUACCCAAAGUACCCAAAGUACCCAAAGUAGCCAGUUUCGUGUCAGUCAAUCUCAAGAACCUACACCUGGACCCUCUACCAGCCGUCGUAGUCGCCGUCGACGCAUAGAAGAUUAA
This is a messenger RNA of Cotesia congregata, 831 nucleotides long. The record is from the annotation of a GenBank genome assembly. Lineage: Eukaryota; Metazoa; Arthropoda; Insecta; Hymenoptera; Braconidae.